Orussus abietinus is the source of this 546-nucleotide messenger RNA. It is a transcript of the gene Muted, whose product is annotated as biogenesis of lysosome-related organelles complex 1 subunit 5. Bases 71 to 529 code for a protein of 152 amino acids. The record is from RefSeq and is a predicted model, not a curated record. Gene Ontology annotation, cellular component: transport vesicle; BLOC-1 complex. NCBI's taxonomy places the organism in Eukaryota, Metazoa, Arthropoda, Insecta, Hymenoptera, Orussidae. The transcript has 4 exons.
UGACCCGAAUUUCUGCGCAGAACGCCCCAGUUUGUCUGCGCACUGCAACCACUGUGCAUCCCUGGACAACAUGGCGUCAAUCAUAAAAGACACGGGCGAGAUCUGGAGCAGGCUUUUCGAUCAUCGGCCGUUCGUUCAGGGCGAGAUCACAUUUUUCUUAAGGGAGUUUCAGGACAAAAGGAACGACAGGGAAGUCCAACACCUUUUUAAAAUCUUGGAGUUCUCGACUGAACUGGGUCAAAAUCAGUUGGAUCGGGUGGAACAGCUAGGCGAUUGUCACCUGCCGAGCUUGAAAGCCAAUGUAGAUGUUGCACUGAGCAUGUGCGAACGGGUUUUGCAACGAGAAGAGGAAUUUGAUAGUGAAACUAAAUUAAAUGAAAAACGAGAGCUUAGAAAAGCGGAGUGGCAAAAGUUCAUAAAUGAUAUGAGUGAAAAGUGCCAAAAAGUUGAUGAGACGUUUCAAGAAAAAGAGAAGGAACUCGAAGAAUUUUAUGCUGAUUUAGAGAGGAAGUUACACAUUACCCCAUAAAUUUGUUACUUUUCAAA